Molecule: messenger RNA, 986 nt
Organism: Venturia canescens
Lineage: Eukaryota; Metazoa; Arthropoda; Insecta; Hymenoptera; Ichneumonidae
Product: late histone H1-like
Exons: 1
Coding region: 53-742 (229 amino acids)
Biological process (GO): chromosome condensation; negative regulation of DNA recombination; nucleosome assembly
Cellular component (GO): nucleosome; nucleus
Molecular function (GO): double-stranded DNA binding; structural constituent of chromatin; nucleosomal DNA binding
Source: RefSeq, a predicted model, not a curated record
GUAGUACACUCGAAGUUAAACUUUUGAAGAAAUCUUGGAUCAACUCUACGCAAUGGCAGACAAAGCAGCUUCAUCGCCUGUUGUGGCAGCUUCGGCAGAAUCAACCCCAGCUUCAAGUGGAACUCCGAAAAAAGCGGCCGCCGCGAAGUCGACCAAACCUCGUGCUACGGCGACGCACCCUAAGACCGCUGAGAUGGUCAACGCCGCCAUCGUCGCUCUCAAGGAACGCGGUGGAUCGUCUCUUCAGGCCAUCAAGAAAUACAUGGUUGGAACGUACAAAGUUGAUGCUGAAAAACAAGCAACUUUCAUCAAGAAGUACUUGAAAAUCGCAGUCGCAUCCGGCGCUCUCGUCCAAACCAAGGGUAAAGGUGCUGCUGGGUCGUUCAAGAUCGGAAAGGUUAAAACUGACAAACCCAAAGCUAAAGUCGCUGCCAAGGCUAAGGCUCCCAAGAAAUCUCCUGCUGCGAAGAAGCCCGCUGCAGCCAAGAAGCCAGCUGCCGCUAAGAAAGCACCAACGAAGAAAGCCGCUGCUGCCACUGCUAGUCCCAAAAAGAAGGCAGCAUCCAAAGGACCCGCAGCCAAACCGCCGAAGCCCAAGACGACUAAGGCUAAGCCAGCUGCUGCCGCCGCUGCCAAAUCACCUGCCAAGAAGUCUAAGCCUACGAUGGCUAAGAAAACGAAACCAGUCGCUGCUGCAACGAAGAAAGUUGCACCUAAAAAAACUGUUGCCGCCAAAAAGUGAAUUUCAUCACUUUUGCGGGACACCAGAACUCGAACGGCCCUUUUCAGGGCCAAAAAUUAAUUUCAAACGUUGAAACUUCUGAUCACUAAUUUUCAUUAACCCGAUCCUUAAUAAUUUGAACAUGCUCAAUUGAAUUCUACUGAUUUGAGUUUUGCACUGACCGGAAAUUGCAGUCAACAGUGUAAUGUUCAUUUUUAUAGUUUUCUCAAAACGCAGAAAUCGAUUCUUCAUGAAAAGAUGUUUC